CCAUAAUUUGUUCAAAUCUCAGGCCAGAGAAGAUCCCUCCCAAAAAAAGAAGAAAAAAAAGUCUACAAACAGCAGCAUCUGAAAUUUAUUGUUCUAUUGAAAUUGCAUACUAGCUGAGAUAAGUUUGCAUUGCAGUGAUUGUUGCAGGAGCAGCCAUGGCAGCUAAUGCAGCUUUGGCAUCUUCAAGAAUCCCAACAAACUCCAGAUUCCCUUCCAACACCAUUCAUUCUUUCCCUGCUCAGUGCUUCUCUAAGAAGCUUGAGGUAGCCGAAUUCUCCGGCCUUAGGUCCACAAGUGGAUGUGUGACCUUUGCCAAGAAUUCUAGAGACGCUUCUUUCUAUGAUACAGUGGCUGCUCAGCUUACUCCCAAGACUGUUGGAUCAGCACCGGUUAAAGGCCCAACUGUCGCCAAAUUGAAGGUAGCUAUCAAUGGUUUCGGGCGCAUUGGAAGGAACUUCCUUCGAUGCUGGCAUGGCCGGAAGGACUCCCCUUUGGAUGUCAUUGUAGUGAACGACAGUGGUGGCGUAAAAAACGCCUCUCAUUUGCUCAAGUACGACUCCAUUCUCGGCUCCUUCAAGGCUGAUGUUAAGGUAGUCGACAACACUACCAUCAGUGUGGACGGGAAGCCCAUUCAAGUAGUCUCCAACAGGGACCCUCUCCAACUCCCUUGGGCUGAUCUUGGCAUCGACAUUGUCAUUGAGGGAACGGGAGUGUUUGUGGACGGUCCAGGAGCCGGGAAGCACAUCCAAGCUGGAGCCAAGAAGGUCAUAAUUACAGCGCCGGCUAAAGGCGCUGACAUACCGACCUACGUUGUUGGCGUAAACGAGCAGGACUACUCUCAUGAGGUCUCUAACAUCAUAAGCAAUGCUUCUUGCACAACCAACUGUUUGGCUCCAUUCGUUAAGAUCAUGGAUGAAGAGUUUGGCAUUGUCAAGGGUACAAUGACAACUACGCACUCUUACACUGGCGAUCAGAGGCUUUUGGAUGCUUCGCAUCGCGAUCUGAGGCGAGCGAGAGCAGCAGCGCUGAACAUCGUGCCAACGAGCACGGGUGCAGCCAAGGCCGUGUCACUUGUGCUGCCUCAGCUCAAGGGCAAGCUGAACGGGAUAGCGCUACGUGUUCCCACCCCGAAUGUGUCGGUGGUCGACCUCGUCGUCAAUGUGGAGAAGAAAGGAAUCUCAGCUGAAGAUGUGAAUGCAGCUUUCAGAAAAGCAGCAGAUGGGCCAUUAGCAGGUGUGUUGGCUGUUUGCGACAUCCCUCUCGUCUCGGUCGACUUCCGGUGCAGCGAUGUCUCUUCCACCAUUGACUCGUCGCUGACGAUGGUCAUGGGCGACGAUAUGGUGAAGGUCGUAGCUUGGUACGACAACGAAUGGGGAUACAGCCAACGGGUCGUGGAUUUGGCACACUUGGUGGCGAACAAGUGGCCAGGCGCAUCGGCACAAGGCAGCGGAGACUCGCUGGAAGAGUACUGCGAGACCAGCCCUGCAGAUAAGGAAUGCAAAGUUUAUGAAGCUUGAUCGAAUUUCCUUCGAAUCAAUGUUUGCUGGAUCGUUUCGAUAAAUUGAAUUCUUGUUUUUGUCAUUGAGGACGAAUAUGUAUGCUUACGAUGAUAAAUUUCUAUCACAUAUCAAAUGCUUUUCUAUUGAAUAA
Messenger RNA from Andrographis paniculata, 1650 nucleotides. RefSeq names its product glyceraldehyde-3-phosphate dehydrogenase B, chloroplastic. Gene Ontology annotation, molecular function: glyceraldehyde-3-phosphate dehydrogenase (NAD+) (phosphorylating) activity; NADP binding; NAD binding. The transcript has 9 exons. The coding region runs from base 156 to 1517 and encodes 453 amino acids. Gene Ontology annotation, biological process: glucose metabolic process. Gene Ontology annotation, cellular component: chloroplast. The record is from RefSeq and is a predicted model, not a curated record. NCBI's taxonomy places the organism in Eukaryota, Viridiplantae, Streptophyta, Magnoliopsida, Lamiales, Acanthaceae.